UAUGUUUAUAUAACAUAUUUAUAAAUAUGCCCCUACACUUUUAAUAUUUACACGUUUCCCCAAAUUUCCCUAUCCCCAUUUUUGGAGCAUACUGUUUUCCCAUAUCCGUUUCCCGUUUUCCCAUAUCGUCAUUUCCAUGUCCGUGCUAAACAGGUCAGCCCCUUUUGGACCCUUAAGAGAAAAUUCUUCAUUUACAUGGCCAAGUAAUCAAUCACCCAUUUUUUCCAAGACCAAAAAGUCAUUACAUUUUUCUUUGGGAAAAAGUAAUAAAAGAAAUAAUAAAUAAAAAAGAACCUUCACAAAGUUAUCUUCAUAACAAGAGAUAAGAUAUAUACCUAAUACUUGCAUGUACACCAAUCCAAUCAUCUCCACAAAGCAACCACAACAAGAUAAACUCUUUUACAAGUUAAAAAAACAAAAAACAAAAACACACACCACACCUAGUACUUAUUUCACAUAAAUACACACACAUAUAUAUACAAGCUUACGAUAAUCGAGGGUGAUCAAUAUACAUAUAAGUCGGUCGCUUUAUAUCGUGUUCGAGAUAAUAUUAUAUAAGGAAGAAAGUAUUUCAAGAAUAUGGUGAUGAGGUCGAGAGGUGGCGGUGCAGGUGCACCUAACCGUGGAGGAGCACGUUCGGGAGGCGGCGUUGUGCGGCCGGUUUACGAGGAUUUCAAACCUAAGUCGGAAUGGCAACAAAAUGAUGAAUUACAUAUUCUGGAUAUCAAUCUUCCUGGCUUUACGAAGGAGCAAAUCAAGGUUUCGACGGAAGGCCGUAACACGAUUCGAGUCCGUGGAGAACGCCUAGUAGGCGGCAACAAAUGGAGCCGUUUCCUUGAGAAUUUCCAAGUUCCACAAAACGGCGAAAUGAAUUCAAUUCGUGCCAAAUUCCAAGGCGGAACCUUAAACAUCACAAUUUCCAAAAGUAAAACCGACAUAAAACCUCAAGAUCAAAAUCUCCGUCCAACGACACCCAAAACCAUUGAUGAUCAAAAGCAACCAACGACUCCUAUAAAGAGACAAGAAUCGAACCAUGAUCCAACGACUAAAAAGGAACCGAAUCACGAUCCAACGGCUAAAAAUGAAUUGAGCCAGGAUCCAACGGCUAAAAAUGAAUUGAGCCACGAUCCAACGGCUAAAAAUGAAUCGAGUCAUGAUCCAAUGGCUAGAAAGGAACCGAGUCAUGAUCCAAUGGCGGCUAAAAAAGAAUCGAGUCAUGAUCCAAUUAUGGCUAAAAGGGAAUCGAGUGAACAUACAAAGCAAGAAAGGAUUGAGACUAAAGAAAAGCAGCACGUUGCGUCGGGAAAAAAUGAUAAUUUGGCGAGAAAAAAGGGGGAAAAGAAGAGAGAAAAUAAAGAGGAAAUAAAUAAUGGAGAAUUGAAAUUAGUAAAUGAGAAAUAUAAGAAGGGGGUAAAAGGGAUUGUUCAUGAAUUGAAUGAAGAAAGGCAAUUGCUAGUGAACAUGGGGGUGGCUUUGCUUGUUAUUGUGGCACUCACUGCUCAUAUCACCUACAAAUUUGCUACUCCAAAUUUUAAAUAACUGCAUUAAUAACUCUCUCACAUGUGGUUGUAUAUAUACAUAUAUAUUAAAGUGUAUGUAAUAAAUAAAAGGAAUUCAUUGUUUAUAAAAAGGAAAAUAUUUGCAUGGAUGAAGUAAAUAUCUGCCUCCUUUUCUUCUUCUUCUUCUUCUUCUUCUUCUUCUUCUUCUUUUUUUUUUUUUUUAUUUAUUUGUACUGUAUUAGUGUAUUAUAUUCGAGAUGAUUUUUUAGAAUUUAACAAAUAAUGCAAGGUAUUUGUAUCAUAAGUAUGUAAUACAAUAAUCUAAAGGCGACGGAUAU
Messenger RNA from Erythranthe guttata (spotted monkey flower), 1837 nucleotides. NCBI's taxonomy places the organism in Eukaryota, Viridiplantae, Streptophyta, Magnoliopsida, Lamiales, Phrymaceae. The record is from RefSeq and is a predicted model, not a curated record.